ACUCAUAAAAACACAAAAACAAAAAACAAAAAAUGUUUCAAUUAUUAACGUUAGCUCUCUUGAUUUCCUUGUUGGUUACAUCGGUGAACGGUGACGAAAAGCCCCGUGGCGUAGCUUACGAUGGCCGUUCCUUGAUCGUAAAUGGAAAUAGGGAACUCUUCUUUUCUGGUUCUAUUCAUUAUACCCGUAGUCCUCCCGAGAUGUGGCCAGAAAUUAUUAGAAAGGCUAAAGAAGGAGGUAUUAAUCUCAUCCAGACUUAUGUGUUCUGGAACAUUCACGAGCCCGUUCAAGGCCAGUACAACUUUGAAGGAAAUUUUGACAUUGUCAAAUUCAUCAAGGAGAUAGCUGAACAGGGUUUGUAUGUAACUCUCAGAAUUGGACCUUAUAUUGAAGCAGAAUGGAGUUCUGGAGGGUUUCCAUACUGGUUAAGAGAGGUUAAAAAUAUCACAUUCCGUUCUUAUAACGAGCCAUUUGUGUACCACAUGAAAAAAUAUUCAGAAAUGGUCAUUGAUUUGAUGAAAAAGGAGAAAUUGUUCGCACCCCAAGGAGGUCCCAUUAUCUUGGCUCAGAUAGAAAAUGAGUACAACAAUGUCCAAGCUGCUUAUAAAGAGAAUGGAAAGAAAUAUAUUGAGUGGGCAGCAAAUAUGGCUGUUGGAUUAUACAAUGGUGUUCCCUGGAUUAUGUGCAAGCAAAAAGAGGCCCCUCCUACAGUAAUAAACACGUGCAAUGGAAGGCAUUGUGCGGAUACUUUCACGGGACCUAAUGGGCCCAACAAACCUUCUCUGUGGACUGAAAAUUGGACUGCCCAGUAUAGAACAUUUGGAGACCCUCCAUCACAAAGAUCAGCAGAAGAUCUUGCUUUUUCUGUGGCUCGUUUCUUUGCCAAAAAUGGGACUCUUACAAACUAUUACAUGUACCAUGGUGGAACAAACUUUGGAAGAUCAAGUUCUUCUUUCGUGACUACUCGUUAUUAUGAUGAGGCUCCUCUUGAUGAAUUUGGUUUAAUGAGGGACCCGAAAUGGAGUCACUUGAGAGACUUGCACAGAGCUUUGAGAUUAUCAAGAAGGGCUCUUCUUUGGGGUACUCCCACAGUACAAAAGAUUAACCAGGACCUUGAGAUCACUGUGUAUGAGAACACUGCUGAGCAUAUGUGUGCUGCCUUUUUGACCAACAAUCACACCACUCAACCUUCCAACGUUACAUUUAGAGGAGCUGCUUAUUACUUGCCUGAAAAAUCAGUUAGCAUUCUAGCUGAUUGUAAGACUGUCGUUUACAACACUCAAACGGUAGUCUCCCAACACAAUUCAAGAAACUUUGUACCAUCAGAAAAAGCAAAGAAUCUUAAAUGGGAAAUGUAUCAAGAAAAAGUACCAACUAUCAGUGAAUUGGCACUUAAGAAUAGGGAACCAUUGGAGCUCUACAGUUUAACUAAAGAUAAAUCAGACUACGCGUGGUAUUCCACAAGCAUCAACCUUAAUCGACAUGACUUGCCCAUGAGAUCUGAUAUUCUCACUGUCUUGCAAGUUGCAAGUAUGGGCCAUGCAUUGGCUGCGUUUGUCAAUGGACAAUAUGUUGGAUUUGGGCAUGGGAACAAUAUUGAUAAAAGCUUCGUUUUCCGGCAACCGGUCGUCUUGAAACCAGGAGUUAAUGACAUCACCCUUUUGGGUGAGCUAGUUGGAUACCCGAAUAGUGGAGCUUAUAUGGAAAAGAGGUUUGCUGGACCCCGUGCUGUGACACUUCAAGGUUUAAUGGCUGGAACUCUUGAUAUCACCCUAAAUGUUUGGGGACAUGAGGUUGGUGUAUCUGGAGAAAAAGAACAAGUAUUCACUGAAGAGGGUGCACAGAAAGUAAAAUGGACUCCCGUAACUGGUACUCCUCCAGGACCUGUUACUUGGUAUAAGACAUAUUUCGAUGCCCCUGAAGGCACUGAUCCAGUGGCCUUGAAAAUGGACCAAAUGCAAAAAGGUAUGCUGUGGGUUAAUGGUAAGAGUCUCGGUCGUUACUGGGUUUCUUUCCUCUCUCCCCUUGGACAGCCCACACAAUCUGAGUAUCAUGUUCCAAGAGCAUUUUUGAAGCCAAAUAAUAAUCUCCUAGUUGUUUUCGAAGAAACAGGAGGUCAUCCAGCAAAAAUAGAAAUUGUAACAGUGAAUCGAGACACAAUUUGCAGUAUGAUCACGGAAUAUCAUCCUCCAAAUGUUAAAAAUUUUGAGAGUUCUGGCAGUAAAUUCUGCCCGGUUGUUGAAGAUCUUAAAGCAGGAGCUCAUUUAACUUGCCCCGAUGAUAAUGUGAUCGAAAAAGUUGAAUUUGCUAGUUAUGGUGAUCCAGAUGGUGCAUGUGGAAAUUUCACUAUGGGAACUUGCACUUCACAAAAUAGUAUUAAAGUUGCAGAAAAAUAUUGUUUGGGAAAGCACACUUGUACUAUCCCAAUUGAGAGAGUAACAUUUGAUGAACCAAACAAGGAUCCAUGCCCUAACAUCUUUAAGACUUUAGCUGUCCAAGUCAAGUGUGUUGUACCAAACAAAGAUUAAUUAGUU
Molecule: messenger RNA, 2534 nt
Organism: Solanum stenotomum
Lineage: Eukaryota; Viridiplantae; Streptophyta; Magnoliopsida; Solanales; Solanaceae
Product: beta-galactosidase 13-like
Exons: 18
Coding region: 33-2528 (831 amino acids)
Biological process (GO): carbohydrate metabolic process
Cellular component (GO): vacuole; cell wall
Molecular function (GO): beta-galactosidase activity; carbohydrate binding
Source: RefSeq, a predicted model, not a curated record